This is a messenger RNA of Phycomyces blakesleeanus NRRL 1555(-), 444 nucleotides long. RefSeq lists its product as hypothetical. Lineage: Eukaryota; Fungi; Mucoromycota; Mucoromycetes; Mucorales; Phycomycetaceae. Bases 1 to 444 code for a protein of 147 amino acids. The record is from RefSeq and is a predicted model, not a curated record. The transcript has 6 exons.
AUGGCAACUGAAAAUGCAAUACGAAAAAGAGCUUACCAGACAAAAGAUAAAGGCAAACAAAUGGAAAAGGAUGUUGGCGACCAAAUUUUUUUUUAUUAUAAUCCGUUUAAUUUAGUUAUCAUUGCUUUUGGUACCGGCAUGAAAGGCAAAUAUGCUACAAAGUUUAAAGGUUAUUGUGUAGGAGGUGUGGGUGUUUUGUACCGAGCAUUGAAGAGUAAGGAAAUGAGUGGAGAUUUUCUUGUGGCGGACGUUGACAAGUUCAGAGUGCCCAAGAGGACAAUAUUUUUUGAACAUUUCAAGGAAUCAUCAGUAUUUUGUGAAACCAGACAGAUUAUUGGCUGCAUAGCGAAAAAGUUUUCCAAACAAAAAAGUGAAAACAGUCGAAUGGUUCCCGAAAGCCAUGUAUUAUAUCAGCAUAAAUUUGCGUUAAAUGCUUCUAAAUGA